AGUAACAUUAAAAAUGGCGAAAUACAUACAUAACAUGACAAUUUGUCGGCGUUUUGUUUAAAAAUGCGGUAAUUGUGUCGAAUAAAUGAACUACAAGUGGAAUAUAACCUAUUAGGUCAAAUACUCGUAAAUAAAAAACAAUAAAAUCAUGGAAGUGUCCGAAAAUAUGGAAGAAAAGUGUCGAUUGUGUGACGAAGUUGGUGAGAAAAUGUUUAGCAUUUUUGACAAAAACGAAGAAGGCCAUCAGUUCCUCCAGUUAAUAAAAGAAUGUCUACCGAUAAUAAUAUAUAGAACAGACCCAUUAUCAAAACAGAUCUGUGAAAGAUGCUGUAUGCAAUUGGAAAGUGUUGCAAAAUUUAAGAAAAUCAGUCAAGACACCGCAGAAAGGCAUAAAGAAAAGCUGAGAUCAAACAGUGGUGAAGAAAGUACUGAUAUUCGAUUAUUUUUAGGAUGUGAUUAUGAUAUGAUGGAAGGAUCAGAACUGAAAGAUGCAAGUACUUCCACAGAAGAUCUCAUAAUUUACUGCAAUAAUUGCAAGCAAUCAAUACUGGAUCCCAAUGCAGUGAAUGGUGAGCUGGAGCUAUGUACCGACUUACACAAAGCCAUAGCCGAAUCGAUGAGGAAAAACAAAGUAACAACGGAAUCUGUUUCAGAGAAACUGUUGCGUAGAAGGAAAGUGGUACCUUUUUAUCAUGAACUGGAUGACUCGCUAUGCAGCAGUUUGACUGAAUUUACUCAGAACACUGAAGGUUCACAGUGUUUUGAAAUGCCCAGUGACGAUGAUGAGGAGUCUGUAGAUUCCGACGAGACUCAGAGGCCCGCUAAGCGGAGGAGGAUAUUUGAAGAUGAAAGCGAGGAAAAAGAAGGUGGCGGGUUACUUAUGAUACGAAAACCUGCCGACAUUAAUGGAGAAACUAAUUUAGAAGAUCUGUAUGCAGAUGAGGACGAGUACAGGUACCAACCUUUGAGUUUAUUGCAAUUGGCUUUAAACGUUAUAAAUAAAGAAAACGUACCUGACUAUGAGCCUUUCGACUUCACAAAAGAACUAGUGUACCCCAAAUGCAAUUACUGUGCGGCAACGUUCCAAAACCUGAAACUCUUAGCGAUACACGAAACCGUUCACAUGGACGUGGAAAUGGGCGAAAAGAUCGAUAAUCCGGUACCGUGGCACCACUCCAGAGAAAAUGCAGAGAUACGUAACAAGUGGUUGAGCUACUUCGACGAAAAUGGGUACGAAGACGACGAUAUUAUUAUCGACGUGGUGACCAACGACCUACUGAUUCCCAUGGACAUGAAAGAAGAGAGGACCGGCCUUACAGGCGAAGAGCAGAUUGUUUUAGUGGGGACACAACCGAUGGUUAACGGUAUCUACCUGGGGGACUACACCAAGGAGGAGAGGAAGUCUUUUUAUCAGUCCAUGCGUAUACAGGGCGUCAACAAGAAGUUCUGUCACCUGUGCCGGUACUGCUUCAAAGACAAUUGGGCCAUAGAGAGCCAUUAUUUUUCUUCGGCUUGCUAUUACACGUGUCGGUACUGCGGGAUGAGGUUUAACAAACAGCGACACAGAUAUAACGAACAUGUGGAGGAACACAAGACUCAGAACCACGAUAUCUCCGAUAAAAUAUUCGCAGCUAGUAAACUGAGCAACGUCGUACCGAAAGUAAUAAAUCCCCAGAAGGCGAGAAAGGUGGUGGUGGGAGACCAAAAUCCCCCGCAGCCCAUUCAGAUACAACCUCAGCAGCCGUCUCCUCCCGCUCAAUACAGCACCCCAGGGGGGCAGCCCAUAAGAGUCAAGAACUUAAUGGAGCGUCGCACCCUCCAGCCGAACCUGCAGAUCAAGGAAGAGCCUCAAGAACCAAAAGACAUAAUAACUUCCCAGUCCAAGACCGGCAAUCAGGCUUACUUCUGCCGGAAAUGCUACAAAGUGUUUUUCAAACUCGACGAAUUCAACGUGCACAGCAAAAAUUGUGAUUACAACCAGUUUCCUCAGUUGAGAAACAUGGCGAAGCCAGCGUACCAUUCCAAGAAUGGGGAAGUGCCGACUUCCCCUGCAGGCCGGCCGAUCCGCAACUGCGCCAAGGAGAUAGGCCCUUACAAAGACGAGGCCUACCUCCCGGACUCCAUCCUGAAGGACCCUAAGCCCAACACGCCGCAGAGUUUCGUCUGUUUCAUAUGCAAUACUCCGUUCCCCACCAUAUAUUCGAGGAACAGCCACAUGCGCAUACACAAAGGGGAAACGCAGGCAAUGCCUUCGACCAGUCAAAAACCGCGCUCGCAAAUGCAGAACAGCUACCAGAAUUACAGGACGCCCCCCCCGCAGACCCAUCAAGUGCUCAUAGCCGAGGGUAUGAUCAAGCAGGAGCCCAUGGACAUGCCCAUGGAGCCCAUGGUGGAGAUCCACGAACCCGAGCAGAACUACACGGGAUCCAUAGGCGACGGGGCCGUCAGUAUAACGCCCAUCAGUAAAAAUCCUAGGCAAAAGCCGACGAUCAACCCGAACAUCAUGCGGAUAGUGCAGAACAACCCGCAGCUGUCCAUCAAGAAGUCCCCCGAGAAAUAUCCCAUGCCGGGUAGUAGUAAUAAUCACGUGCAUAUGGGCGUGGCCCCGCCCGACUUGGAUAAGUCGUAUAAAUGUUCCUCGUGCUGGGAGGCGUUCGCGAACAAGUCUCACUUGUAUUUCCAUAAAAAGAACCAGUGCGAGGGGUCUCGGUUUCCCUGUCCCUUCUGCAAGAAACGAUUCGGUACCGAAGCAGCGUACAGCUCCCACAUUUUCUAUAGUCACCCUGAGUAACUUGCCCGAUACGCGACUUAGUGCUGCGGCAGAAUUGUUUUGUAAAUUUAUUAAAUAACGAUAAGACUCGAUUCAUAUUUAUUUUAUUGGUUCCGUUUUAUUGACAUUCUAUGAUAUCAGACCUUAUUCCAAAUUGUGUGUUUUUACCUUAUAAGUGACGUAUUUUAAGAUAGCGUAAGAAUCUCAAGCAGAGGAUCGCUUUGCGUAGACGAUCGGACAUCAUGUGGUUAUUUAUUUUUUUACGGUUCUCCUUGAUUAUGUAUAUUUAGUUAUUAUAUGAUAAUUAUUUAACUAGCGCUUCUAUUUUUGUAUAAAUUGCACCCAUUUUAAUUUCGGAACGUCAGUAUUGAAAACAAAAUUCACGCUUUGUUUUUAGUUUAAUGUGGUAAGACGUAUUUUAAAGUUUUGUAUGAUUAGUCUGUAUGAAGUAGGACAUUGAAUUUUUAUGUAAAUAAUUAUGUAAUAGGUUUUCAGAAGUGAAUAAACCAUAUAUAUUUAA
Messenger RNA from Anoplophora glabripennis (Asian longhorned beetle), 3290 nucleotides. RefSeq lists its product as uncharacterized. The coding region runs from base 149 to 2791 and encodes 880 amino acids. Gene Ontology annotation, biological process: regulation of transcription by RNA polymerase II. Gene Ontology annotation, cellular component: nucleus. The record is from RefSeq and is a predicted model, not a curated record. Gene Ontology annotation, molecular function: DNA-binding transcription factor activity, RNA polymerase II-specific; RNA polymerase II transcription regulatory region sequence-specific DNA binding; zinc ion binding. NCBI's taxonomy places the organism in Eukaryota, Metazoa, Arthropoda, Insecta, Coleoptera, Cerambycidae. The transcript is spliced from 4 exons.